Messenger RNA from Musca domestica (house fly), 9193 nucleotides. RefSeq names its product ataxin-2 homolog. NCBI's taxonomy places the organism in Eukaryota, Metazoa, Arthropoda, Insecta, Diptera, Muscidae. The transcript is spliced from 3 exons. Bases 1197 to 4190 code for a protein of 997 amino acids. Gene Ontology annotation, molecular function: nucleic acid binding; zinc ion binding. The record is from RefSeq and is a predicted model, not a curated record.
AGUAGUCUCUGAAUGAGAUUUUUUCAUUCAAUAGCUACAACCGCAGAGAAAAAAAGACAACGUUUAAUUAACAAAAUAAAUUGUUUAAAAAUACAUGUUUGCUUGACAAAAACGCCGCAUUGCAAGAAGCAAAACAAUAACAACAACAAAACUUGAAAAAGGCAAAGAAAAAAGUGGAAAAACGCAGUUUGAAAAACAGAACGGUGAACGUUCACAACGCAUGUAGCAAGCAAUCACCGAAGAGGAGGAAGAGAGAACGGCGAAGAAGCAAAGAAUAAAGAAGUCAGUGACAGACAUUAAAGUAACGAGUGAAUGCAACGAGUGGCGAUUUUUUAGACAUCGUUUUUGUGAUUAUUUUUUUUAAUAUUUUUGUUAGUGAAGAAAAUACCUCUAUUUCGAGAAAUAUUUUGGAAUCGCGGCAAAAGGACGGCUUUAAAUGUGCUUAACAACCUGUUCCCAAAGUGUGUGUUUACAAACGAUCUGUGGAAAGUGAAGAAAAGAGGUUAUUUCACCCGAAAAUCAUCGAGGAAAAAACUAUUAAUUGCAUAUCCAUCCCAGUUCCGUGCAGAUGCAGAAAGGCAGCAGCAGUCCGCAGAAUACAACUUGUUAAUAAAAGAAGGUUGAUUUUCGUUUUGUAUUUAGUUUCGAUUUUCUGCGCUGCAAUUAAAUGUGGUGGCAAGACCAACGUCUGACCAUUUGCCGUUCCGGGAAAUAUUUUUAUCAAGGGUCAACUGCAUGAAGAAGACGAUUUUCGCAAAUAUUUAAUUGAGGUUUGCAAAUGCAGGUUCUGUAGACAAAACGAACAAACAAAAAACAACAAAAGAUACCACGGCAACAACAACAACAAAAACAUAAGAAGACGUAACGCCUCCACCGUUGUCAUUUUGACACCAACGGUCGGUUGUGGAUUCAAUUUUGUUGUACAGAGUAUUCUUAACCACGUUUAAAUGCAUCAGAGUAAUGCGGCUUUGUCCAGACCAAUACAACAGAUCCAAGUCCACCAAACCAGCAAAAAUUGCAAAGACAAUUAGAGGACAAGUAGCAGUGCCCGAAAGCCAACGCGCCAUAGGCCUGGGAGGACUGUGAGAGCAGAGCACGAUAAAAGCAAACAAAUUGCCGAACGUUGCUGACGCCAACGCAGCUGCGAAAAGCUUGCAAAGAAACAACUCCAACCAUUCGCGAGAAAAAGCGUGGAGAUGAUUACCAAGAGCGAUGUGAUAAUGUGGUUUAGAGCCCUGGAGAGCUACAAGCGCAUAGACACUAUGUGCACAUUGCUCAAUUUGUGUUUGCCAUUUGAGUUGCGCUUCCUGGGCACUUGCCUGGAGGAGUUGGGACGACGAGAUUCCCAGGAGCUCCGGGGCAUGGAGCUGAGGGCGAAUAACCCCCAAGACUUGGCUACAGACAUGAUUGCGUGUCAAAAGGGUGAACCGACCGAUAUUAAGGUGCGUCGUAAAAUGGCUUUGUAUUUAGCACUGAUUCGGUCCUGCAACCGUACCAAUGUCAAUGAAAUCUUUCGUACCCUUGAGUCCUGGGGCGAAUUGGACUUCUCAACAAUGACUGAUAUUGACACCUUGAAGGAGCUGCUUUUGGUCUAUACCAUGGCUGCUAAUCACCCGGUGUUUGAAUUUGAGCAGCAUCUUAAAUUUAUAAAGAUUUUUGAGAAAAUUAAGGAAAAUAAGUUAGUGGCCGAUCCACCGCCAUCGUCAACGCCGCCCCCAUCUGCACAGCACCAACAACAGCAACAACAUCAGCAGCAGCAACAGCAACAACCCGCUAUCCAUCCACAAGCAACCCAUCAAUCCGCCGUAUCUGCCACCACCAUGGAUAACCAGACGCUGCCUAUGACUCCACAGCAACAGCAAAUGCACCAGCAUCCACCACCGUCCCAACAGGAACUGAUGCAGCAACAUGUUUUGCAUGCGGCCCUGCAUGCUACCGGUCAACAUCAUCAGUUGUUGGGACCAACACCCAUGCAAAUGCUUGCCCAGGGUACAAUACCGCUCAGUUAUCCCCAGAGUCAUUUGGCCAAGGUAAACUACGUAUAUUUAAUACCACCCAAUGAUGGAAGCUCUUUACAACAUCAAAUCGUUGAUGGACUACCACCACAUAUGAUUUCCUCCAACAUCAUUCCAGACGCAAGUAACGGUGCCGCCACAAUCUUGACACAUCCAAAUGCAGCAUCGUGGGCCAUGCGACAAUAUCACCAGGCACCAACGCAGACAGCGGGAGCUCCACCCAAUCUGAUGGAUCAUCCACCUCAGGCCUCGUCGCCCAUGUUGAGCCAACAAUCGUCGCCAUCGAGUUCACGUGCCACAAGUCCCAAUCGCACUUCGUCAUGCGAUAGUGGUGGCGGUCUAAUGCAAAACCAACAUCAGCCAUCGCAGAAUCCCUCCCAGACAAGAAAUAUGUCACAACGUUUAGCGGGUACAACGCUAAAAAAUAUAAGACGUCCAUCGGCUGAGACAACACCACCGCCUCAGAUGCCACAAAUGGGUAGUGAAUUGAUAAUGCCAACGAACAUGAAGCACAUACAGGAGGUGGUUAUGAAUAACGAGAACACCGGCAAUCAAUUGCAAAAUCUCAUACGCAAUGGCUUUACCCGUUCAGGUAACCAUCCGCGCAUCAAGGCCAACACCUACAUACCACCACACCAACAACAGCAACAACAAUCGCCAGUCAAUCAACACUAUCAGGGCAACUUUGCUGUCAAUACAGGUCUGGCAUAUGCCAUGCAAAAUAUGUCCAUGUCUGAUAUGUCAUCCAGUGGCCAUCACAGUAUGGAUGGUAAUAUGAUGAUGAUGAAUUCCAAUAAAAGUACUGGUAGUGAUUCUGGUAGUUCCAUUGGUUCGUCGGGCGAAAUAUCACCACCCGAGACACCAACCCUAAUGAUGAACAAUGCCGCAUCGAAUCCAGCCAUGAGAGGUGGCAAUGAUGGUGGCCAACAGUCGCAACAACAGCAGCAGCCAACACAAAAACAUCAUCAACCUUCACAGCUAAGCUAUAACAAGCAAAUGGGCCUCCAACGCUUAAAUGGACGCUCGGAGAAAAUGUCCUCGGCUGCAGGUGGUGGUGGCGGUGGCGGCGGUAAUGGUGGGGGAAAUAAUGUGAUGAAUGCCAGUGCUAUACUCUAUGCUCAGACAGCUCAGCAACAACAGCAACAGCAGCAACAACAACAGCAGCAGCAACAAUCAGCCAAUCAACAAGCCAUAUAUGCCGAAAUGUUGCUGGGUCCCGGCCAGGGAAAUGUGGGCUCUGCAAAUGUCAUGCAAACCUCAAUGACAAAUAAUAAUCCUGGUGGUAAUCCUGCGGCAAAUGUGGUUUCGAGCAACAACAAUAUGGUGGGUAAUAACACUGUUCUAAUCAGUUCACCCUCGGCCGGGGCGGGUACAGCCACUUUGGGAAAUGUCUUGUCAACGAAUUCAGUGUUAUUGCAGUCACAUCAGCAGCAAUAUAAUGCCACGUAUCCCUACCAUGCGGCAGCUGCUGCAGCCCAACAUUUGGCAGCCACAACACGUCCUCCAAUAAUGCCCCACAAUCCUGCUAUGGCACCUCCACCCCACAGUACUUUCCGUGUGCCUAGUUUUCAAUUGCCAUCCAAUGGCGGUGAGCUACUGUAUCAAACCUAUCAUGCCCCUGGUAUUGCAUUUCUACCGGGAGCUCCAGCACCGCCACCCGGCGCCCUCAGGAGUACGAAUAGUGGAGCAACAGUAGUCACACAACCGCCACCAACGCCACAACAAAUUCCAGCGCCAACCCAACAAUCGGCGGCACAGCCACAACCGCAACCGUUGCAGCAACAAACCCCAAAAGUCACGAAACCCGUAUCUUGCUAUAACUGCGGUUCCCAGGCCCACAUUGGGCGGGAUUGCCAGGAAGCAUCAAUGGAGGAUGUAACACGUAGCGCCAUUUAUAAACUAGACUAUUCCCAGGCCGCCACAGGAGCGGGGGCGGGAACACCAAGUGCGGCUGCCUCAACACCUGCGAACACCAACUCCUCCAAUCAGCAACAGCAACAAUCUGUAAGCAACAGUGCAUCGGAAUCGUCAAUAUCGUCCGGAACAACGCAACAUAAAAGUCAUGACAGCAGCGCUGUUAAUUCCCUAUCAUCGUCGUCAUCGGCGGUGGCAUCGGCGACCUCUGUCUCGAAUGCAACACUUGCUGCGGCCACAGCGACAGCGGGAGCAAAAUGAAGGAAAAAAAGCAACAACAAAGUGAGUUUUAUUCAUAGAUAAAAACAAAAACAUAAAUGGUGUUCAACGAUUCAGAAUGAAGACGUAAGACUAUAUACAUAUAUCUAUUCAUACCUAUAUACAUAUAUAUACAAACAAGCAUACACACAGACACAUAGAGACAUAUAUAUAUAUAUGUAUGUAUAGAGAUAGAUGCUAAUAGGUUUAAACUGGAUUUAAGCGUAAGGUUAUACGUUCGCAAAAACAAUGAAACAAAACACUUAUUAUUAUAGUGAUACAAAAACAAAACAAAAAAAAAAACUACAACAAAAAAUCAAAAACAAAACAAACUCAAAUACUGAGCAUUAACGGCUGUAGUGAACUACAUAAAUACUUCGUUACGAAGCAUUUUGUUUGUGUCUCGAAAGAUUUCAAAAUUUGUUCUUAAGCUUAAGUUCUAUUAUUGCUUAUAACGAAUGAGUUAUAAUUAUGCCACAUGUAAAGCACCAUUAAAACAUUAAUUUUGUUAAUUCCUUGGUUUACAAAAGAACGAAACGAAAUAUUGUAAUAAACAAUAUAUAUAGACACAUUAUUAAAAAACUCCAAUUUAUGAGCAAAGGUUCAAACAAGUUCACUACAAACCGUUUCGCCCUGUAUUUGUAAGUUUUUUAUGUAUAAGCGCGUGUUUUCUGUUUGUUUUAAGGAUGAUCGAUAUGCCUAUGUUGGUUAUUUUGACAUGGGCAUAUUGUUUUUUUUUUAAUUAAAUAAAUACUUUGACAAUUUUUUUUGUUUAAAGAAAAUUCUUAUUCUUAUUAUUAUUGAUAUUGAUAUUUAGAAACUACAAUGUUUUAAUUAUUCUAAUUUUGUUAUUUUGCUAAAUACACAAAAAAUGUUUAAUUUAUUUUAGAACCACACAAAAAGAAACAAACAAACAAAAAUUGUAAAAUAUUGUAUAAAACAAAAAAAAAUAAAAAUGGCAAAAGUAAUAGAGAUAACCCAAACUAAACAACACUUAGGUCUGUUUUUAUGCGAUCAUCGAUUUAUGAUGGUGUUUUCCUGAUUAAAUCUUUUUUUAUGUAUUUUCGUUUUCUUAUCUUGUGAAUUUUGAACAACAAACACACUAUUUUCUAUUUUUAUAAAGUCGAGCAUCUCAAUUAUAGAAAUUUUUAUGAAUGGACUGAAAACAUUUAAGUAUCUGAACCCACUUUGAAAAUCGCUUAUAAUUCCCUCCCGUAUUCGGUCGGCUGGUGGGAAGACAACAGGUGAAUAGAUUCAGAUUCAAAAAUCUCCUCACAGCCAUAAAUAAAGACGAAAUAAAUGAAGACAUCGGUUGCCUUGAUUCUUUGGGAAAAAUUGUUUCUCCCUAUUGGGUGCCUGGGAUACAUUUUAUUGAAAUUGACACUUCAAAUCUUUUUAUCUUCACGAUGCCUUAAAGAAAACUAGAAGGCACUCUUAACAAUCGGACAGAAUGGAGUCUACAUACGAAAAAAAUAGUAGGUUGUGGCUAACAGAUUGGGGAACACUGUAGGUGUAUAGACAAGCUGAGAAGCAUUCCAUUGAAAAGUAAAAGAAAUACCCUAGACACGUCCAGAAGAUUGUUUUACAACCGGACGAGAAUAUUGACGAGAAUAUGGAAGAUCCAUAUGUUAACAAUAUCCACAAGAGACGAGCCAAAGGAAAUCUUCAACGUCGACCAAAAGGAUCUCUAGAACCAAAAAGGAAUCUUUAUGGACGAAGGGGAAUCUUUAUGGACGAAGAGAGAAAAUCAGAAUGAGGUUUUAAAAGACGAAAAGAGGAAAUCUUUAUAAGCGAUCAGAUGGGUGUCUUGAAAUGAGCCGAAAGAAGUUUUAGAGAAGUUUUAGAAGUUUUAGAUAAUAACCAUCUACAGAAGAAAAUUUGUUUUACCGAGUAGAAAAAAGUCUUUGGAAACGAACAGAAUAGAAUCUUUUGAAAGAGUUGAAGCGAGUAUUCGGAGACAAGCAGAAGCUGGUCCUGGAAAAAAGAUCUUUAAAGUCUAACACAAAUAAAUUUUUAUAGACGAACCAAAAGAAGAUUAAAAGACGAUCAGAUGGAAGUAUUUAGACCAUAAUAACCACCUAUGAAAGAAAGUCUUAUAGCCCUGAAUCUUUAUAGUAGAGGCUCUAAGAGAGUAUUUAGAAAUAUAUUUUGAAAGAGGACUUAAAAUAUGAAAAGAAAUCUUGAGACGAGCCGAAAAAAGUUUUAGGGACGAUCCGGUGCAAGUCUAUAGAUCAUAAAAACCACCUGCCGAAGAAAGUCUGUAUAACUCAGCAAAAGAUAGUCCUUAGAACCAAGCAGAAGGGAGUACUUAGACACGAGCUCAAGUAUGUCCUAAAAAAUUGAGAAGAAAAAAUCUUUAGAGAGGAGAAAAAGGAUAUUUUUAUAGACAAGCAGUAGAAAGAGAAACUCGGUGACAAAAGAAAUAAGUUUCAGAUCAGGCUAUAUGUGCCUACAAGGUAUUCUUUACGGCAAUCAGAAGGAGAAUUUAUGGACGAGCAGAUGGAAAUCUUACCGUCCAACAGAAAAAGGCUUUGUAUAGACGAACAAAAGGGAGCCUUCACAGACGAAUAGAAGGGAGUCUUUACAGAUGAAUAUAGGGAAGACCAGAACGACGUCUUUUAGCCGACCAGAGUCUUUAUAAUGCCCAGACCAGUCAAACAACCAGAGAGUCAAAAAAUAAAAAAGAGUCUGUAAAAACGAACAAAAGGGUAUAUUUAUAGGUCACCAGAAAGCAGUUUUUACAGACGAACUUUUACUUCUUGGGGACCAGAUAUGAGUCAUGAUAUGAGUCUUUACAAGGACCGGAAGGGAGUCCUCUUAACCGACCAGGAAAUCUCCUUUACGUCUACCAGAAGAGAGUCAAACUAUCAAAAGAACGUAUUUAUAGGCCACCAGAUGAGAGCAUUUGCAGACGAACAGCGGGUAGUUGCUAAAGUCGAAAAAAGAGGAGUUCAGAGACAAGAGAAAAAGGGCGUAUUUAUAGGCCAACAGAUAAGAAUCUUUACAGAUGAUCAGCGGCUAGUUACUAAGGUCGAAAAAGGAGGAGUUCAGAGACAAGAUAAAGAAGUUUUAGAGACAAAAGGGUGCAUUUAUAGGCCACCAGAUGGGAGUCUUUACAGAUGAACAGCGGGUAGUUAUUAAAGUCGAAAAAAGAGGAGUUCAGAGACAAGAGAAAGAAGUUUUAGAGAUAAAAGGGCGUAUUUUUAGGCCAACAGACAAGAAUCUUUACAGACGAACAGCGGGUAGGUACUAAAGUCAAAAAAAGAGGGGUUCAAAGACAAAGACAUUUUAGAGACAAGCAGAGGGAGGUGUACCGGACCCUAAUAACUACCAAUAUUAGGAAGUCUGUAUAGACAUAAAGACAUAAACAAUGAAAUUCAUCCGGAAGGAGUCCGAAUAAUUUCCAUAAUUAUAACUUUUGAGUGUCGAGUCUAAUGAAGAAUACAUAAAAAAAUCACCUUCCCCAAUGAAAUUCUUCCCGAAGGAGGAGUCAAUAAGAGAUCUUUAUAUAUGUCCCAGACGUUUAAUAAUUUCAAUAUUGUGGACUCUUGAAAGAAUACAUCAAAGAUGAAGAAUACAUCUAAAAUCCCUUUCGUUUGUUAAUAAAAACUGAUUUUUUAGUUGAGCUCAGCUUAUGCGAAUGAAUUUCCAGUGUCGAAGGAGUUGUAACUGAUUUCUCAGUCCCGUAUCAUUCGCACUCCCGCAAAUCAUUUUUUUUUCUUUGUGGUUCAAUGUUUUAUAGGUUUUCUCCCCAAAAACUAAUUCCUCAGCCUCGAACGACCACCUCCUGCCUAAUGAAAAUCUCAAGUUUCGAUGUUUGAUAGGAGAUUUUUCAAUUUUUAUACAUGAUUUGUAUAUUUCGGAAAACAAUAUUUGAUUAUUUUUUUGCCCAAUAUUUAACUUUAUAUUUUUUUUACAAAAUUUCGCUUUUUUUAUAAAAUUACCUUUUUUGAUUUAUUUUGGAAAACACACGCCUAUUAUUAAACAUAAAUUGUAGAUUUUUUUGUGUAACUUUUUAGCUUAAAUCCAUGUUGUGGCCUAAUUGUUUUUGUGGUAAAUGUUCGUUCGUCUUCAACAACAAUUCUGGCACGAUAAUAAUAUAAUAAGCUCUAUACAAUACAAAAAAAUGUUCCCUAAAAAACACUGCGAGAUAUGAAGUGUGUUCUUGUUGGCGGUUUUUCGUUCGUUAAUGUGUAAUCACAACCAACCAACCAACAUCAUCACAUCCCCUCCUAAUCAAAAGAAGAAAAUAAAUUGAAGAAGGAACAAUUAAAUAAGAUGGGGUGAAUGGGACGGGACAAUGGGGUAGCCAAGCAGACAUGGCCAUCAUCUUCUUUAAGUUGGCUAAAUGUGGCCUGCAUAAUACCCACCUUGACCGACCUUUCACCCAACAAAUUGAUAAUAAAAAAAUUAUAAUGUGUAUGUGUUUUUAUACAUAAAGAAAAAUUAGUAGUAAUUAAACAAAAUAAAUAAUUAAAUAUAAAUUUUAAUUUUAAACAAAACUGAUACUGAGGAAACGUGAGAAAAAGCGGAAAUUUAAUUUCACGCUAUUUUUUUAAAUUAUUAUUCUUUUUUUUAAAACUAUGUUUUUCUGUCUCUUAAAUUAGUGUGUAAGUAAAAUAUACAAAAACAAGAAAAAAAACAAACAAAAAAUUACACUAAUUAUUAAGUAAUAAAUAAUUUAAAUAUCUAUAUACAAACAGAUAAAAAGAAAAUUAUUAAAAAAAAAUAAAAAUUUUAUUAGUGAAUAAAAAAACAGCAACAACAAGAAAAGAUAAAUAAAAUAAAACCUAGUGUAUUUUCUUUAAGUGUUUAAAGACUAAGAAAAUUAUAUAUGAAUAAAAAUACAAAAAGAAAACAAAGAGAAAAACAACACAAAUAUAUCUAUAUAUAUACAUAUGUUAGGCAAAAAUGUAAGAAAGUUAGGCUAACUUUAUUAAAACAAAAACAAAAAAAGAAUCCAAUAAAAAAAGUACUCUGAAAAGUAAAGAAAUGCAAAACAAAAA